Molecule: messenger RNA, 3695 nt
Organism: Amorphotheca resinae ATCC 22711
Lineage: Eukaryota; Fungi; Ascomycota; Leotiomycetes; Helotiales; Amorphothecaceae
Exons: 5
Coding region: 372-3695 (1107 amino acids)
Biological process (GO): Golgi to vacuole transport; retrograde transport, endosome to Golgi
Cellular component (GO): GARP complex
Molecular function (GO): syntaxin binding
Source: RefSeq, a predicted model, not a curated record
GACGACGAUGCGGUCGAGGGCAUUCGGGCAUGAAGCUUAUCCCAGACAGAAUCCCUCAGAGGAUCGACCACGACUCGUUCUGCCCCCAGCAAUGAUCCCCCGGUAGCAACUCUGCGAUCGUCGACAACCCUGCCGACUUGCUUCUAAAGAAGGCCUUCGUGGCCUGUACACCGACGACUCCCCGGCGCUUCGAGGCCUGAUAUCACGCCUCGCUCACGAUCUCUGCGGCUCUUUGGUGUUUCUGGAAACUGCGCAGCUGCGGGGGAGGUCGGCGUUCUUCCUGUUGAUAGUGGCGACAGCGGCGACAGCGGCGACAGCGGCCGAGAGAUCCAGCUGUCGAUUCGAUUGGCGUCAGCAUUGGCACGAGAUUUAUGAUCAUGGCUUCCCCAGCGCGCCGACCUUCUAUCGACAGCAUCACGUCCAAUUCGCCCACACGGUCUCGGAAUGAGAAUUCCUUGUCAGGCAGUAGAUACUCAACAUCUUUCUCCAGGCGCGGGUCGACAGCCAGUUCGAUACAUUCUGUCGGAGGUACCUUGGACACUUCUUUGUACCGGCAUGAUGUGAGCGAAUCUGCUCAGAAUGCCAUAUCGACCCUCCUUCAAGCGCCCAUUGUUCGAACAGGUUUAAUCCCACACACUUCCGCCCCGGCGUCAAGCGCUCAUAGGCCUCCCACUUCCCGAGAUAUUCCCCCGGUCACACUCACGAACAUAACUACUGUCGACCCAGCAGAGUUCAAGCCCUAUCUAACACAGGUAGGGGCUCUAUACGAUGCGUUGCAAAGGGCAAAGGAGAAUGAAGAGGAAGGCGGCACUCAAUUAUUCCGGAAGGGCCCUCAGGUGGAUGAUUUUUCAGAUCUCCUAGAGUCAGAUUCUCGAUCGAGAAAACCGAAUCUAUCAAGGCAGGCUUCGCUCGCCUCCUUGGCAUCUUCGGUUGAAAGUCGUUCACCGAAGAGAAAGUCGUCGAGCGGAUCAGGCAAACGGACAGUACAUGCACUUACGCCCCUAUCAACAAUACCCAAUGUCUAUUUUGACGAAAACUUCCACCUCGAAAACCCGCGUACAUUUGAUAUCGUCAGUGAACGCUCGGAAGUCGUUCGGCAAGCAGCAGGGGCACCGGGUGAGCGCAAAGGAUCAAAUGGAAACGCUGUCGCACCACGAAAAGCCUUGGCUACAAAUGCUAUUCUGCAGGAGAAACUGUCGUGGUAUAUGGAUACAAUCGAGGUUCACUUGAUCUCCUCGAUCUCAACCGCGUCUACGUCCUUCUUCGCAGCUUUGGGCUCGUUGAAGGAUCUCCAUGCGGAGGCUGCAGAUUCAAUAAGCCGCAUAAAAGCCUUGCGUAAAGAGCUUCAAGAGCUCGAUAAGGAAAUGGCUACUGGUGGACUCGAGAUUGUCAAACUGAGACAGAGAAGGGAAAACCUGAAACAGUUGGGCGAUGCAGUGGAACAAUUGAAUCUCAUAGUCGAAGCGGUUAGGAACUGUGAAUCCUUAGUUGAUAGCGGAGAGGUAGAGAAGGCACUGGACGCCAUUGAUGAUCUGGAGAAACUAUUCGCAGGUGAAGAAGGGUCUGGCACGUCCACCAACGGCAUUCGACUUCGCGAUCUCCAAGGGAUAACUGCACUGCAAGGUGUCGCUGAUGAUAUCGAUACCUUACGAUUCCGGAUAGGCAAGGUAUUUGAGAGCAGACUUUUGAACGCUCUAAUUGGCGACCUGAGAAGUCAUGUAGAGUCGGUCUCUGCUCCUGAUACCCUCUCGCGCUGGAGUAGCUCGUCUCAACGAUCCCGAGGAGGUCACAAUCGAGAUCCCUCGGUCUUCCCUGCGUACUUAGCAAUGAGCGAUGAAUUUAGGACGAAGCUCCAAUCAAUUCUGAGUGGCUUGCAUCGCGCUCGACACACCGCACCGGCGACUGCGGCCUUCCGAGAAGCCGUUCUACGGGAGAUACGAAAUAUCAUUCGACGGCCCUUGCCAUCCUCCAACGAUGAUGAUGCAGAUUCUAUGAUGUCGUCCUCGACUAUUGGUGGAGGCCGGCAUAAGACUCAACAAGAAAAGUCUUCUAUACUGGCACGCAAUCUGAGAGCAAUGGAUGCGCAGGAUGCGGAGGACUUGCUACAGAAGAUAUAUAUCGGCAUCGGGGAGACCCUGAGGAGACUGGGUACACAGGUCAAGGUACUGUUGGAUGUGACAAGUACACUUGGAGAUCCUACGUCGCCGUCAGGUAUAGGCUCACCCACUUCCCGAAGUCCGAAUAUGGUAGCAAUUGAUGCCCGAAUGAAUGGUGCCCAAGCAAAGGGCAUCUCUAGCAGAGAAAUCCAAGAAGAGAUGCACCAAACGCUCGAUAUGUCAAAUCUUCUCGGCCAAGCUGUUGACAUUGCCCAAGACAAGAUAGUAAAGGUACUACGUGUACGGGCGGAGCAAAGUACACACCUUUCAGUAGAGAGGUUCUUACGAUACUUCACAUUGAACCUCCUCUUCGCCAAUGAGUGCGAAGCCGUAUCUGGACGAGGGGGAACUACACUUAAAAAUGUGGUAAACGGCCACAUCAAAGACUUUGUGCAACACUUGGCCGAAUCCGAACGACAAAGCCUGGCUUCUGGUAUGGAAGCUGACCUUUGGAAUGCCAAAGACUUUACCGACGAUGAUAAGGAGCAUCUAUCAUGGAUUCUCUCUGCAAGCACACAGGACGUCGAAGCCUGGACUGCCGAUAGUAAGAUAUGGCUUCCUGCUUCUUCCGCCCCUGACACUCUCUCAAACGCCUCAAACGGGACAUCUACUCCCACCCCAGCCUCCACACCCUCCAAAUCCGCUGUGAGACCAGCAGUCAUCGAGUCCGAAUCCUUCCUCCUUCCUGUCUCUGCCAUUCUCUGCCUGCACGGGCUCUCUUCUUUCCUCCACCUUACGACUGGUCUCCCAUCCCUGACUACUGAAGUGGCUUCCAUGAUCAUCUCCUAUCUUUCUCUCUUCAACUCCCGGUGUACGCAACUCAUACUCGGGGCUGGAGCUACGCGUUCCGCGGGUCUCAAAAAUAUCACAACUAAACAUUUAGCGCUCGCUGCUCAAGCAUUAUCCUUUAUAUCAACUCUCAUUCCACAUAUACGGGAAUUCGUCCGUCGACAAGCCAGUUUGGCGACAUCCAUCUCGAACAUCAUGGGCGAAUUCGACAAAGUCAGACGAGCGUACCUCGAGCACCAACAAUCCAUCUACGACAAACUAGUUGACAUCAUGGCCGGCCGCGCCACGGUACACGCUAAAGCUAUGAAGGCGAUCAACUGGGAGGAGGAGGGGAAAGAUGGCGUGAAUCAGUACAUGGAAACUCUGACGAAGGAAACGAGCACAUUGCACAAGGUGCUUAGUAAACACUUACCGGAGGGAACCGUCCGCAUGAUUAUGCAGCCGGUGUUCAAGAGCUACAAGGAGCAAUGGGGAAAGGCCUUUGGAGAUGUGCUGUUGGUCAGUGAAGCUGGCCACAGGAGAAUGCUCCGAGACGCAGAAUACUUCAACACGCGGCUGAGCGCCCUCGACGGCGCCGGCGAUACCGGAGAGUACAUCGUCAACAUCGUCAAAGAGAAAUCCGUCCCCAAAGCCGCGACCGCGGAAGACACAACCGCCACCAACGGCUCGGAACCCGAAGCGAAGCGUUCGUCGGGGGAUUCAAAGGGAGAGGAGAAAUCCGAAGAGAAGGACGCCGAGAAGGCGGCGUAG